AUGAACCUUGACCAAACUCCACCCACCGUGUUUUCCAAUACCAACAGCUCCUACACUCCUAGCGUCAAUAGCUUGUCUAGUGCCUCUUCCGACCAGUCUUUCCGUCGGCUCUUUUCGUUACCCAAUGGCUCGUCGUCUCCACUUGGUACCCAUUUUUCGCAGCCAAAUGUGCCUCUGCUUUUUGCAACCAAUUCUGAUACUCCUACCGUUGAAGACACUUUGGCUGUUUUGAAGCUUUGGAAAGCUGUAUCUGUGCUUAAAAGCAACGUUUGUAUAAACAACCCUACUAUAUGGCCUGUGUUUGUCGCUUGGGCUUUGCGCCGUUUCGCUCUUUUCGCUUCUGCCUUGGCUGCUUCUGAAGAUAAGGCUCUUCAUGUUCUUCCACCAUUGGAUGUGGCAUGGGUAUGGCAUUCGCUUCUUAUGGCGCCUGAAGCUUGCUAUGCCAUGUUUGCAAGGUCUGGAAUGGCUCAAUUCUUGGAUGUCUCGUUUCCCUUGAAGCCAAUUGCUGAUGCCAUUGAUCAAUCCUUCAAUUAUGUCCCAGACUCUUUGGCAAUGCACAACUUCAAUGCUUUGCUUGCAGGUUAUGGCAAUGGAUACAGCUUGUCCUAUGACUUUUCAGACUUUGAUCCUUCAAUGGCACUUCCAAUAUACUGCCCAGUGUCUAAGAACUUCUUGGCCUCGGCAUCAUUGGCCCAUUUCGUGUGCUCUUCUUUCCUGGUUCGUUGCCAGGAAGGAAUUGUGUCCCAUCAUUCAUUGGCUCGUCGUCAAAGCGAUGCCGACUAUACGCUGGUCACGAAACCAAUCGACUGGCCUGCUUUUUAUUCUCCAGGAACACCCGAGGAAUCGUCUUCUCCUUCAUCUCCAACCACUUCAAUUUCCUCCCUGCUGACCCCAGUUUCUUCGCUGAAAAGCUACCUGUUUGAAUCUGCCGCUCCAUUGCUUCAUUUGACUAUUGAAGACGAUUGCUUGCAGAUUCUGGGCGACUGGAUCGACCACUUGGUGCUUUCGCCAGUACAGAACAUGGUUGACGCUGAAAACUGGCUUUUUCAUCCACAACUUCCCAGCAUGCUUAAAUCUGCCGUUGAACGGUAUAAAGCAUUCUGGAAAAUCGUCCCAAGAAACCCUACUGGCCUGGUGCCAGUACCUACACUUGAUAUUCGUUUGGUUUGGUACGCCCACAUGGGUCGUUUCAACGACUAUGCCAACUUCUCUGUAUUCAAUUCCAAGAGAAUUUUGGUUCCUCCCAAGACUGGCGUUCAAUCAACCAAAGAUUUCGAUAAGACGGCUUCCUUAUUCCGCAAACGCUUCCACGUUCCUUAUUGCCCUUGUGGCCACUUAGAUGGAUCUCCCGCUUACGCUAGAGAUUCUUGCGCUCUUUCGUGUUACAGACAUGUUUACGACCUCUUAGCGCCUUGUUACGACUGA
Candidozyma haemuli is the source of this 1425-nucleotide messenger RNA. RefSeq lists its product as uncharacterized. Lineage: Eukaryota; Fungi; Ascomycota; Pichiomycetes; Serinales; Metschnikowiaceae. Bases 1 to 1425 code for a protein of 474 amino acids. The record is from RefSeq and is a predicted model, not a curated record. The transcript has a single exon.